This is a messenger RNA of Pundamilia nyererei, 1682 nucleotides long. RefSeq names its product P2Y purinoceptor 14. Gene Ontology annotation, molecular function: G protein-coupled purinergic nucleotide receptor activity. The transcript is spliced from 3 exons. Lineage: Eukaryota; Metazoa; Chordata; Actinopteri; Cichliformes; Cichlidae. Gene Ontology annotation, cellular component: membrane. The coding region runs from base 225 to 1274 and encodes 349 amino acids. Gene Ontology annotation, biological process: G protein-coupled receptor signaling pathway. The record is from RefSeq and is a predicted model, not a curated record.
GAAAGUGUGGGGAGUGUGCAGAGGCUCAGUAGAAGGACAGACUUCAUGAUGGGGAUAUAAAUGGUGUCCACAGUCAGGACAGGCUGACAGAUUCAGAGGCUUUUGAUGAUACACCAGGACAAGUUCAGCGAUACAUGAGGAAGAGCUACGCAGGACCAGCUGAGAGAUGAAGAGCAUAGCCAGGCUGUUCUGUCUACUUCACCCGGUUUCCUUCUGGCAAAGGGAUGGCUCACAACAACUCCACCAGCCUACUGUCCAACCAGACGGCAGACUUCAACAACGUCUUCACCCUGAAGAUCCUGCCCCUGCUCUACUUUGUGAUCUUUCUGGUGGGUUCGCUUCUGAAUGGCGGAGCCGCCUGUAUCUUCUUCAGAGUGCCCGCUGACUCUGGGCUGGUGGUCUACCUGAAGAACAUGGUGGUGGCCGACCUCCUCAUGCUGUGCACCUACCCGUUCAGGAUCGUGGCUCAGCUGGAACUCGGCGGCUGGUACAUCCACGUGAUCGUCUGCCGCUACAGCGCUGUGAUCUUCUACUGCUCCAUGUACAUGGGGAUCCUCUUCAUGGGCUUAAUUAGCCUCGAGCGCUACGUCAAGAUUGUCCGAACCUCCCCCUCCUCCAUCACCACCACCUCCUGCAGGACAAGAGUAGCCAGGAUCUUUUCCCUGCACCACCUGCAGAACCCCAAGUGUGCCCGGGUGUUGGCCGUCCUCUCUUGGACCCUCCUCACCGUUUUCCUCAUGCCCAACAGCUUGCUGACGAGCAAGGAAGCCAACGAGGAAAACGCCCGCAAGUGCAUGGAUCUGAAGACGGCGCUGGGCAAAGAGUGGCACCGGGUGUCCUCGAUCUUCAGCGUCUCAAUGUUCUGGGUGACUCUGGCGGUCCUCGCCUUCUGCUAUGCCUCCAUCUCCCGCCGCAUCUACCAGUCGUACCGCCGGGUUCGCUGCGAUAACAGCGACGUCUGCCGCAAGUCCAACCGGAGCAUCUUCAGCAUCCUGGUGGUGUUCUUCAUCUGCUUCGUGCCGUACCACGUCUGCCGCAUCCCCUACACGCUGAGCCAGAUGCCAGAGUCGAGCUUCAGCCGGUAUGCCCGCUUCCUGCUGCUGCAGGUGAAAGAGGGGACGCUCUUCCUGUCAGCACUCAAUGUCUGCCUCGACCCCGUCAUCUACUUCCUCAUGUGCCGAACCUUCAGAGAAUCGCUGCUGAGAAAAGUGUCGCGGCGAGAGAGGAGGAGGAGGAGGUCCCUGACCACGGCGCAGAGUCUGAGCAACAUUUAGAAGGCGAGGAGAGGAGACAAGGCAAAUAAGGCAGCGGCAAGGAGAGGAGAAGACCCCUGAGGAGACGUGAGGAGACGCAAAACCUAAAUGUUGAAGCUGAAAUCAUGUAUUUUUUUUAUUUGCUGUAAUAAAAUUGCUCUCUUCUGUUUGUUUCUCGGUCUGAUAGAAAAGUGUGUAAAUCAAGAGUUUUAUGUGUAAAAUAGAAAGAGACAUGAAUGUAUAUUUUUAUCCCUUUAUGUGUACAUAAGAGAAGUAUUCAGAGCUUCAGUUCUUGGUUUUAUUUAUUGUUCUGACCAAAAGCAGGACAGAGAGGACAGGGAAGGUCAGCGAGGAAGAGGAAGUGUUGACGUGGAAGUGAAACUGAACUGUGAUGAGUGGGCAUCAAACCUGCAGCAUUAAAGUCCGUUC